CUGGCCCUGCAUAUAUAGUAGCCAUCCAUUACAUUACAUUACAUACACCGUACCGGCCGGGCCCCAUCGUCCCGUCGCGUCGCCCGCCGGCAAACAUGGGGGGCGGCGGCGGCGGCGGAUGCGAUGUGGCGAAGCCGGUGGCGGCGAUGGUGGCGAUUCAGGUGAUGUCUGCGGGCGUGAACAUAUUCUACAAGCUGGCGGUGUCGGACGGCAUGGACAUGAGGGUGCUCGUCGCCUACCGCUACCUCUUCGCCUCCGCCUUCCUCGCGCCACUCGCCUACUUCAUAGAGAGGAAGAGACGGACAAAGUUGACGUGGAGAGUGUUGGUGAUGUCUUUCAUAUGUGGCCUCACCGGGGGCUCGCUGGCGCAGAACCUGUACAUCUCCGGCAUGAAGCUGACCUCGGCCACCUUCGCCUCCGCCACCACCAACCUCAUCCCGGGGGUCACCUUCGUGCUGGCGCUCAUCUUCCGCUACGAGGGACUCGCCAUCCGCGCCGCCUCGGGCCAGGCCAAGGUGGCCGGCACCCUGCUGGGCGUCGCCGGCGCCAUGCUGCUCACCUUCUACAAGGGCGCCGACAUCACACCGUGGCACAGCCACGUCAACCUCGCCCGCGCCGGCGCCGGCGCCGUGCACCACCACCCGCCGCCGGAUGAUGAUCAGGCCGCCAACCGCGUGAUGGGCUCGCUGCUGUGCAUCAGCAGCUGCGUCUUCUACGCGCUCUGGCUCAUCCUGCAGGCCAAGCUCAGCAAGGAGUACCCGUUCCACUACUCCAGCACGGCGCUCAUGUGCGUGAUGAGCACGCUGCAGUCCGUGGCCUUGGCGCUGAUCUGGAGUCGCCACGACGUCGUCGCGCAGUGGCGGCUGGGCCUCGACGUCCGCCUGCUCUCCGUCGCCUACUCGGGCGUCCUGGCCUCGGGCGUCAUGCUCGUCGUGCUGUCCUGGUGCGUCAAGAAGCGGGGACCUCUGUUCGCGUCCGUCUUCAACCCGCUCAUGCUGCUGGUGGUGGCCGUCCUCAGCUCGCUGCUGCUGGGCGAGAAGCUCUACCUCGGCAGCGCGCUCGGCGCCGUGCUCAUCGUCCUGGGGCUCUACGCCGUGCUCUGGGGGAAGGGCCGAGAGGACGUCACCACCACCAAGGUCAGCGAGCUGCCCCUGCCCAUCGUCACUACUUCUGACGACGACGACGACGGCGCCACCACCGUCGACGUCGUCGUCGUGCAGACGUCCGAUCACGAUUCCACCAAGCAGCAGCAGCAGCAGCAGCAGCGGACGACGAGAUGAUUGAAGUUACUACUAUUACGUAACAGGGGAGGGAUUUUAGCUCAUCAACCAACUUGAUCAAUGCAACAACCUGCUGACCGGGCCGGCCGCCAUAUGUGUAUGCAUGUAGAAUUGAUUGAUGGUAUUGCUGAUUGGCUAGUUAGCUAGGUCACGGUCACCAUGCAUGCAAUUGUAUCUGUCGUCAUGCAUCAUGCCUCAAUUGAAUUCCAUACAUCUGUCGCCUCGAUCGUCUCAAUGGCGUAGCGUGCAACAUGGAGGAGAUAUAUAUAAUAGCUGCAAGAUAUAGUAGAAAAUUACUGUAUCACGCAAUCAUCAAUUGCAAUGCAAAGCGAGUGAUGUUCAUCCAAA
Messenger RNA from Sorghum bicolor (sorghum), 1628 nucleotides. RefSeq names its product WAT1-related protein At1g68170. The transcript has 3 exons. The record is from RefSeq and is a predicted model, not a curated record. NCBI's taxonomy places the organism in Eukaryota, Viridiplantae, Streptophyta, Magnoliopsida, Poales, Poaceae. Gene Ontology annotation, molecular function: transmembrane transporter activity. Bases 96 to 1280 code for a protein of 394 amino acids. Gene Ontology annotation, cellular component: plasma membrane.